AUGGCUAAUUACGGGUACUUUACUAGCGAGUACGUGAACCGUUCGCGGUUCCCAUUCCAAGGCGGAGGGGAAGAUGAGGAGAGAUCGAAUGGAGGCGGCAACGUGGAGGGUGAUGGGAGCAGUGAUGGGGAAGACCGAAGUGACGAAUCUGAAGGGGAUGGGCAGGGGAAUGCGAAGGGAGAAGGGAUGGGAGAAGGGAUGGGGGAUGAGAAGGAGGAGGAGAAUGGAGAAGACUGUAAAGGCAGUGAUGAUGAUGCUUCAUGGAGUAGUAAUAUGGAAGGUAAUGAGGAGGGUAUGGACGGGAGCGGUAAUGGGGAAGGUAAUGAGGAAGGAGGGAAUAGUGGUGGGGAAGGCAAUGGGGAAGAUAAGGCAGGGAAUAGUGAUGGGGAAGACAGUGAGGAGGAUAAUGCAGGGAAUAGUGAUGGGGAAGGCAAUGAGGAGGAUAAUGCAGGGAAUAGUGAUGGGGAAGACAGUGAGGAGGAAGGAGGGAGUAGCACUGAUGGGCAAUACCAUGAGGAUAUCGACGGAAGUGAUAAUGGGGAAGAUGGAGAUAAUGGGGAUGACAAUGAGGAGGAUAAGGAAGGGAGUGAUAACGGGGAUGCCAAUGAGGAGGACAGGGAAGGGAGUAGUGAUGCGCAGGGCAGCGCGGAGGAAGGAUCAAUUAGCUUAGAUGGGCGAGACAAUGAUAAUUUGGAAGGGAGUGCAGAGCAGCAGGGGGGAGAGGAGCAGCAGGGGGGAGAGGAGCAGCAGGGGGGAGAGGAGCAGCAGGGGGGAGAGGAGCAGCAGGGGGGAGAGGAGCAGCAGGGGGGAGAGGAGCAGCAGGGGGGAGAGGAGCAGCAGGGGGGAGAGGAGCAGCAGGGGGGAGAGGAGCAGCAGGGGGGAGAGGAGCAGCAGGGGGGAGAGGAGCAGCAGGGGGGAGAGGAGCAGCAGGGGGGAGAGGAGCAGCAGGGGGGAGAGGAGCAGCAGGGGGGAGAGGAGCAGCAGGGGGGAGAGGAGCAGCAGGGGGGAGAGGAGCAGCAGGGGGGAGAGGAGCAGCAGGGGGAGAGGAGCAGCAGGGGGGAGAGGAGCAGCAGGGGGGAGAGGAGCAGCAGGGGGGAGAGGAGCAGCAGGGGGGAGAGGAGCAGCAGGGGGGAGAGGAGCAGCAGGGGGGAGAGGAGCAGCAGGGGGGAGAGGAGCAGCAGGGGGGAGAGGAGCAGCAGGGGGGAGAGGAGCAGCAGGGGGGAGAGGAGCAGCAGGGGGGAGAGGAGCAGCAGGGGGGAGAGGAGCAGCAGGGGGGAGAGGAGCAGCAGGGGGGGAGAGGAGCAGCAGGGGGGAGAGGAGCAGCAGGGGGGAGAGGAGCAGCAGGGGGGAGAGGAGCAGCAGGGGGGAGAGGAGCAGCAGGGGGGAGAGGAGCAGCAGGGGGAGAGGAGCAGCAGGGGGGAGAGGAGCAGCAGGGGGGAGAGGAGCAGCAGGGGGGAGAGGAGCAGCAGGGGGGAGAGGAGCAGCAGGGGGACGAGGAGCAGCAGGGGGACGAGGAGCAGCAGGGGGGAGAGGAGCAGCAGGGGGACGAGGAGCAGCAGGGGGACGAGGAGCAGCAGGGGGACGAGGAGCAGCAGGGGGGAGAGGAGCAGCAGGGGGACGAGGAGCAGCAGGGGGACGAGGAGCAGCAGGGGGACGGGGAGAGGAGCAGCAGGGGGGAGAGGAGCAGCAGGGGGGAGAGGAGCAGCAGGGGGGAGAGGAGCAGCAGGGGGGAGAGGAGCAGCAGGGGGGAGAGGAGCAGCAGGGGGGAGAGGAGCAGCAGGGGGGAGAGGAGCAGCAGGGGGGAGAGGAGCAGCAGGGGGGAGAGGAGCAGCAGGGGGGAGAGGAGCAGCAGGGGGGAGAGGAGCAGCAGGGGGGAGAGGAGCAGCAGGGGGGAGAGGAGCAGCAGGGGGGAGAGGAGCAGCAGGGGGGAGAGGAGCAGCAGGGGGGAGAGGAGCAGCAGGGGGACGAGGAGCAGCAGGGGGACGAGGAGCAGCAGGGGGAGAGGAGCAGCAGGGGGACGAGGAGCAGCAGGGGGACGAGGAGCAGCAGGGGGACGAGGAGCAGCAGGGGGGAGAGGAGCAGCAGGGGGACGAGGAGCAGCAGGGGGACGAGGAGCAGCAGGGGGACGAGGAGCAGCAGGGGGACGAGGAGCAGCAGGGGACGAGGAGCAGCAGGGGGACGAGGAGCAGCAGGGGGACGAGGAGCAGCAGGGGGACGAGGAGCAGCAGGGGGACGAGGAGCAGCAGGGGGACGAGGAGCAGCAGGGGGACGAGGAGCAGCAGGGGGACGAGGAGCAGCAGGGGGACGAGGAGCAGCAGGGGGACGAGGAGCAGCAGGGGGACGAGGAGCAGCAGGGGGACGAGGAGCAGCAGGGGGACGAGGAGCAGCAGGGGGACGAGGAGCAGCAGGGGGACGAGGAGCAUCAGGGGGACGAGGAGCAGCAGGGGGACGAGGAGCAGCAGGGGGACGAGGAGCAGCAGGGGGACGAGGAGCAGCAGGGGGACGAGGAGCAGCAGGGGGACGAGGAGCAGCAGGGGGACGAGGAGCAGCAGGGGGACGAGGAGCAGCAGGGGGACGAGGAGCAGCAGGGGGACGAGGAGCAGCAGGGGGACGAGGAGCAGCAGGGGGACGAGGAGCAGCAGGGGGACGAGGAGCAGCAGGGGGACGAGGAGCAGCAGGGGGACGAGGAGCAGCAGGGGGACGAGGAGCAGCAGGGGGACGAGGAGCAGCAGGGACGCAGCAGGGGGACGAGGAGCAGCAGGGGGACGAGGAGCAGCAGGGGGACGAGGAGCAGCAGGGGGACGAGGAGCAGCAGGGGGACGAGGAGCAGCAGGGGACGAGGAGCAGCAGGGGGACGAGGAGCAGCAGGGGGACGAGGAGCAGCAGGGGGACGAGGAGCAGCAGGGGGACGAGGAGCAGCAGGGGGACGAGGAGCAGCAGGGGGACGAGGAGCAGCAGGGGGACGAGGAGCAGCAGGGGGACGAGGAGCAGCAGGGGGACGAGGAGCAGCAGGGGGACGAGGAGCAGCAGGGGGACGAGGAGCAGCAGGGGGACGAGGAGCAGCAGGGGACGAGGAGCAGCAGGGGGACGAGGAGCAGCAGGGGGACGAGGAGCAGCAGGGGGACGAGGAGCAGCAGGGGGACGAGGAGCAGCAGGGGGACGAGGAGCAGCAGGGGACGAGGAGCAGCAGGGGGACGAGGAGCAGCAGGGGGACGAGGAGCAGCAGGGGGACGAGGAGCAGCAGGGGGACGAGGAGCAGCAGGGGGACGAGGAGCAGCAGGGGACGAGGAGCAGCAGGGGACGAGGAGCAGCAGGGGGACGAGGAGCAGCAGGGGGACGAGGAGCCAGCAGGGGGACGAGGAGCAGCAGGGGGACGAGGAGCAGCAGGGGGACCGAGGAGCAGCAGGGGGACGAGGAGCAGCAGGGGGACGAGGAGCAGCAGGGGACGAGGAGCAGCAGGGGGGACGAGGAGCAGCAGGGGGACGAGGAGCAGCAGGGGGACGAGGAGCAGCAGGGGGGACGAGGAGCAGCAGGGGGACGAGGAGCAGCAGGGGGACGAGGAGCAGCAGGGGGACGAGGAGCAGCAGGGGGACGAGGAGCAGCAGGGGGACGAGGAGCAGCAGGGGACGAGGAGCAGCAGGGGGACGAGGAGCAGCAGGGGGACGAGGAGCAGCAGGGGGACGAGGAGCAGCAGGGGGACGAGGAGCAGCAGGGGGACGAGGAGCAGCAGGGGGACGAGGAGCAGCAGGGGGACGAGGAGCAGCAGGGGGACGAGGAGCAGCAGGGGGACGAGGAGCAGCAGGGGGACGAGGAGCAGCAGGGGACGAGGAGCAGCAGGGGACGAGGAGCAGCAGGGGACGAGGAGCAGCAGGGGGACGAGGAGCAGCAGGGGGACGAGGAGCAGCAGGGGGACGAGGAGCAGCAGGGGGACGAGGAGCAGCAGGGGGACGAGGAGCAGCAGGGGGACGAGGAGCAGCAGGGGGACGAGGAGCAGCAGGGGACGAGGAGCAGCAGGGGGACGAGGAGCAGCAGGGGGACGAGGAGCAGCAGGGGGACGAGGAGCAGCAGGGGGACGAGGAGCAGCAGGGGGACGAGGAGCAGCAGGGGGACGAGGAGCAGCAGGGGGACGAGGAGCAGCAGGGGGACGAGGAGCAGCAGGGGGACGAGGAGCAGCAGGGGGACGAGGAGCAGCAGGGGGACGAGGAGCAGCAGGGGGACGAGGAGCAGCAGGGGGACGAGGAGCAGCAGGGGGACGAGGAGCAGCAGGGGGACGAGGAGCAGCAGGGGGACGAGGAGCAGCAGGGGGACGAGGAGCAGCAGGGGACGAGGAGCAGCAGGGGACGAGGAGCAGCAGGGGGACGAGGAGCAGCAGGGGGACGAGGAGCAGCAGGGGGACGAGGAGCAGCAGGGGGACGAGGAGCAGCAGGGGGACGAGGAGCAGCAGGGGGACGAGGAGCAGCAGGGGGACGAGGAGCAGCAGGGGGACGAGGAGCAGCAGGGGGACGAGGAGCAGCAGGGGGGACGAGGAGCAGCAGGGGGACGAGGAGCAGCAGGGGGACGAGGAGCAGCAGGGGGACGAGGAGCAGCAGGGGGACGAGGAGCAGCAGGGGGACGAGGAGCAGCAGGGGGACGAGGAGCAGCAGGGGGGACGAGGAGCAGCAGGGGGACGAGGAGCAGCAGGGGACGAGGAGCAGCAGGGGGGACGAGGAGCAGCAGGGGGACGAGGAGCAGCAGGGGGACGAGGGAGCAGCAGGGGACGAGGAGCAGCAGGGGGACGAGGAGCAGCAGGGGGACGAGGAGCAGCAGGGGGACGAGGAGCAGCAGGGGGACGAGGAGCAGCAGGGGGACGAGGAGCAGCAGGGGGACGAGGAGCAGCAGGGGGACGAGGAGCAGCAGGGGGACGAGGAGCAGCAGGGGGACGAGGAGCAGCAGGGGGACGAGGAGCAGCAGGGGGACGAGGAGCAGCAGGGGGACGAGGAGCAGCAGGGGGACGAGGAGCAGCAGGGGGACGAGGAGCAGCAGGGGGACGAGGAGCAGCAGGGGGACGAGGAGCAGCAGGGGGACGAGGAGCAGCAGGGGGACGAGGAGCAGCAGGGGGACGAGGAGCAGCAGGGGGACGAGGAGCAGCAGGGGGACGAGGAGCAGCAGGGGGACGAGGAGCAGCAGGGGGACGAGGAGCAGCAGGGGGACGAGGAGCAGCAGGGGGACGAGGAGCAGCAGGGGGACGAGGAGCAGCAGGGGGACGAGGAGCAGCAGGGGGACGAGGAGCAGCAGGGGGACGAGGAGCAGCAGGGGGACGAGGAGCAGCAGGGGGACGAGGAGCAGCAGGGGGACGAGGAGCAGCAGGGGGACGAGGAGCAGCAGGGGGACGAGGAGCAGCAGGGGGACGAGGAGCAGCAGGGGGGACGAGGAGCAGCAGGGGGGACGAGGAGCAGCAGGGGGACGAGGAGCAGCAGGGGGACGAGGAGCAGCAGGGGACGAGGAGCAGCAGGGGGACGAGGAGCAGCAGGGGGACGAGGAGCAGCAGGGGGACGAGGAGCAGCAGGGGGACGAGGAGCAGCAGGGGGACGAGGAGCAGCAGGGGGACGAGGAGCAGCAGGGGGACGAGGAGCAGCAGGGGGACGAGGAGCAGCAGGGGGACGAGGAGCAGCAGGGGGACGAGGAGCAGCAGGGGACGAGGAGCAGCAGGGGGACGAGGAGCAGCAGGGGGACGAGGAGCAGCAGGGGGACGAGGAGCAGCAGGGGGACGAGGAGCAGCAGGGGGACGAGGAGCAGCAGGGGGACGAGGAGCAGCAGGGGGACGAGGAGCAGCAGGGGGACGAGGAGCAGCAGGGGGACGAGGAGCAGCAGGGGGACGAGGAGCAGCAGGGGGACGAGGAGCAGCAGGGGGACGAGGAGCAGCAGGGGGACGAGGAGCAGCAGGGGGACGAGGAGCAGCAGGGGGACGAGGAGCAGCAGGGGGACGAGGAGCAGCAGGGGGACGAGGAGCAGCAGGGGGACGAGGAGCAGCAGGGGGACGAGGAGCAGCAGGGGGACGAGGAGCAGCAGGGGGACGAGGAGCAGCAGGGGGACGAGGAGCAGCAGGGGGACGAGGAGCAGCAGGGGGACGAGGAGCAGCAGGGGGACGAGGAGCAGCAGGGGGACGAGGAGCAGCAGGGGGACGAGGAGCAGCAGGGGGACGAGGAGCAGCAGGGGGACGAGGAGCAGCAGGGGGACGAGGAGCAGCAGGGGGACGAGGAGCAGCAGGGGGACGAGGAGCAGCAGGGGGACGAGGAGCAGCAGGGGGACGAGGAGCAGCAGGGGGACGAGGAGCAGCAGGGGGACGAGGAGCAGCAGGGGGACGAGGAGCAGCAGGGGGACGAGGAGCAGCAGGGGGACGAGGAGCAGCAGGGGGACGAGGAGCAGCAGGGGGACGAGGAGCAGCAGGGGGACGAGGAGCAGCAGGGGGACGAGGAGCAGCAGGGGGACGAGGAGCAGCAGGGGGACGAGGAGCAGCAGGGGGACGAGGAGCAGCAGGGGGACGAGGAGCAGCAGGGGGACGAGGAGCAGCAGGGGGACGAGGAGCAGCAGGGGGACGAGGAGCAGCAGGGGGACGAGGAGCAGCAGGGGGACGAGGAGCAGCAGGGGGACGAGGAGCAGCAGGGGGACGAGGAGCAGCAGGGGGACGAGGAGCAGCAGGGGGACGAGGAGCAGCAGGGGGACGAGGAGCAGCAGGGGGACGAGGAGCAGCAGGGGGACGAGGAGCAGCAGGGGGACGAGGAGCAGCAGGGGGACGAGGAGCAGCAGGGGGACGAGGAGCAGCAGGGGGACGAGGAGCAGCAGGGGGACGAGGAGCAGCAGGGGGACGAGGAGCAGCAGGGGGACGAGGAGCAGCAGGGGGACGAGGAGCAGCAGGGGGACGAGGAGCAGCAGGGGGACGAGGAGCAGCAGGGGGACGAGGAGCAGCAGGGGGACGAGGAGCAGCAGGGGGACGAGGAGCAGCAGGGGGACGAGGAGCAGCAGGGGACGAGGAGCAGCAGGGGGACGAGGAGCAGCAGGGGGACGAGGAGCAGCAGGGGGACGAGGAGCAGCAGGGGGACGAGGAGCAGCAGGGGGACGAGGAGCAGCAGGGGGACGAGGAGCAGCAGGGGGACGAGGAGCAGCAGGGGGACGAGGAGCAGCAGGGGGACGAGGAGCAGCAGGGGGACGAGGAGCAGCAGGGGGACGAGGAGCAGCAGGGGGACGAGGAGCAGCAGGGGGACGAGGAGCAGCAGGGGACGAGGAGCAGCAGGGGGACGAGGAGCAGCAGGGGGACGAGGAGCAGCAGGGGGACGAGGAGCAGCAGGGGGACGAGGAGCAGCAGGGGACGAGGAGCAGCAGGGGACGAGGAGCAGCAGGGGGACGAGGAGCAGCAGGGGGACGAGGAGCAGCAGGGGGACGAGGAGCAGCAGGGGGACGAGGAGCAGCAGGGGGACGAGGAGCAGCAGGGGGACGAGGAGCAGCAGGGGGACGAGGAGCAGCAGGGGGACGAGGAGCAGCAGGGGGACGAGGAGCAGCAGGGGGACGAGGAGCAGCAGGGGGACGAGGGAGCAGCAGGGGGACGAGGAGCAGCAGGGGGACGAGGAGCAGCAGGGGGACGAGGAGCAGCAGGGGGGACGAGGAGCAGCAGGGGGACGAGGAGCAGCAGGGGGACGAGGAGCAGCAGGGGGACCGAGGAGCAGCAGGGGGACGAGGAGCAGCAGGGGGACGAGGAGCAGCAGGGGGACGAGGAGCAGCAGGGGGACGAGGAGCAGCAGGGGGACGAGGAGCAGCAGGGGGACGAGGAGCAGCAGGGGGACGAGGAGCAGCAGGGGGACGAGGAGCAGCAGGGGGACGAGGAGCAGCAGGGGGACGAGGAGCAGCAGGGGGACGAGGAGCAGCAGGGGGACGAGGAGCAGCAGGGGAGGAGCAGCAGGGGGACGAGGAGCAGCAGGGGGACGAGGAGCAGCAGGGGGACGAGGAGCAGCAGGGGGACGAGGAGCAGCAGGGGGACGAGGAGCAGCAGGGGGACGAGGAGCAGCAGGGGGACGAGGAGCAGCAGGGGGACGAGGAGCAGCAGGGGGACGAGGAGCAGCAGGGGGACGAGGAGCAGCAGGGGGACGAGGAGCAGCAGGGGGACGAGGAGCAGCAGGGGGACGAGGAGCAGCAGGGGGACGAGGAGCAGCAGGGGGACGAGGAGCAGCAGGGGGACGAGGAGCAGCAGGGGGACGAGGAGCAGCAGGGGGACGAGGAGCAGCAGGGGGACGAGGAGCAGCAGGGGGACGAGGAGCAGCAGGGGGACGAGGAGCAGCAGGGGGACGAGGAGCAGCAGGGGGACGAGGAGCAGCAGGGGGACGAGGAGCAGCAGGGGGACGAGGAGCAGCAGGGGGACGAGGAGCAGCAGGGGGACGAGGAGCAGCAGGGGGACGAGGAGCAGCAGGGGGACGAGGAGCAGCAGGGGGACGAGGAGCAGCAGGGGGACGAGGAGCAGCAGGGGGGACGAGGAGCAGCAGGGGGACGAGGAGCAGCAGGGGGACGAGGAGCAGCAGGGGGACGAGGAGCAGCAGGGGGACGAGGAGCAGCAGGGGGACGAGGAGCAGCAGGGGGACGAGGAGCAGCAGGGGGACGAGGAGCCAGCGGGGACGAGGAGCAGCAGGGGGACGAGGAGCAGCAGGGGGACGAGGAGCAGCAGGGGGACGAGGAGCAGCAGGGGGACGAGGAGCAGCAGGGGGACGAGGAGCAGCAGGGGGACGAGGAGCAGCAGGGGGACGAGGAGCAGCAGGGGGACGAGGAGCAGCAGGGGACGAGGAGCAGCAGGGGGACGAGGAGCAGCAGGGGGACGAGGAGCAGCAGGGGGACGAGGAGCAGCAGGGGGACGAGGAGCAGCAGGGGGACGAGGAGCAGCAGGGGGACGAGGAGCAGCAGGGGGACGAGGAGCAGCAGGGGACGAGGAGCAGCAGGGGGACGAGGAGCAGCAGGGGGACGAGGAGCAGCAGGGGGACGAGGAGCAGCAGGGGGACGAGGAGCAGCAGGGGGACGAGGAGCAGCAGGGGGACGAGGAGCAGCAGGGGGACGAGGAGCAGCAGGGGGACGAGGAGCAGCAGGGGGACGAGGAGCAGCAGGGGGACGAGGAGCAGCAGGGGGACGAGGAGCAGCAGGGGGACGAGGAGCAGCAGGGGGACGAGGAGCAGCAGGGGGACGAGGAGCAGCAGGGGGACGAGGAGCAGCAGGGGGACGAGGAGCAGCAGGGGGACGAGGAGCAGCAGGGGGACGAGGAGCAGCAGGGGGACGAGGAGCAGCAGGGGGACGAGGAGCAGCAGGGGGACGAGGAGCAGCAGGGGACGAGGAGCAGCAGGGGGACGAGGAGCAGCAGGGGGACGAGGAGCAGCAGGGGGACGAGGAGCAGCAGGGGGACGAGGAGCAGCAGGGGGACGAGGAGCAGCAGGGGACGAGGAGCAGCAGGGGGACGAGGAGCAGCAGGGGGACGAGGAGCAGCAGGGGGACGAGGAGCAGCAGGGGGACGAGGAGCAGCAGGGGGACGAGGAGCAGCAGGGGGACGAGGAGCAGCAGGGGGACGAGGAGCAGCAGGGGGACGAGGAGCAGCAGGGGGACGAGGAGCAGCAGGGGGACGAGGAGCAGCAGGGGGACGAGGAGCAGCAGGGGGACGAGGAGCAGCAGGGGGACGAGGAGCAGCAGGGGGACGAGGAGCAGCAGGGGGGACGAGGAGCAGCAGGGGGACGAGGAGCAGCAGGGGGACGAGGAGCAGCAGGGGGACGAGGAGCAGCAGGGGGACGAGGAGCAGCAGGGGGACGAGGAGCAGGACGAGGAGCAGGGGGACGAGGAGCAGCAGGGGGACGAGGAGCAGCAGGGGGACGAGGAGCAGCAGGGGGACGAGGAGCAGCAGGGGGACGAGGAGCAGCAGGGGGACGAGGAGCAGCAGGGGGACGAGGAGCAGCAGGGGGACGAGGAGCAGCAGGGGGACGAGGAGCAGCAGGGGGACGAGGAGCAGCAGGGGGACGAGGAGCAGCAGGGGGACGAGGAGCAGCAGGGGACGAGGAGCAGCAGGGGGACGAGGAGCAGCAGGGGGACGAGGAGCAGCAGGGGGACGAGGAGCAGCAGGGGGACGAGGAGCAGCAGGGGGACGAGGAGCAGCAGGGGGACGAGGAGCAGCAGGGGGACGAGGAGCAGCAGGGGGACGAGGAGCAGCAGGGGGACGAGGAGCAGCAGGGGGACGAGGAGCAGCAGGGGGACGAGGAGCAGCAGGGGGACGAGGAGCAGCAGGGGGACGAGGAGCAGCAGGGGGACGAGGAGCAGCAGGGGGACGAGGAGCAGCAGGGGGACGAGGAGCAGCAGGGGGACGAGGAGCAGCAGGGGGACGAGGAGCAGCAGGGGGACGAGGAGCAGCAGGGGGACGAGGAGCAGCAGGGGGACGAGGAGCAGCAGGGGGACGAGGAGCAGCAGGGGACGAGGAGCAGCAGGGGGACGAGGAGCAGCAGGGGGACGAGGAGCAGCAGGGGGACGAGGAGCAGCAGGGGGACGAGGAGCAGCAGGGGGACGAGGAGCAGCAGGGGGACGAGGAGCAGCAGGGGGACGAGGAGCAGCAGGGGGACGAGGAGCAGCAGGGGGACGAGGAGCAGCAGGGGGACGAGGAGCAGCAGGGGGACGAGGAGCAGCAGGGGGACGAGGAGCAGCAGGGGGACGAGGAGCAGCAGGGGGACGAGGAGCAGCAGGGGGACGAGGAGCAGCAGGGGGACGAGGAGCAGCAGGGGGACGAGGAGCAGCAGGGGGACGAGGAGCAGCAGGGGGACGAGGAGCAGCAGGGGGACGAGGAGCAGCAGGGGGACGAGGAGCAGCAGGGGGACGAGGAGCAGCAGGGGGACGAGGAGCAGCAGGGGGACGAGGAGCAGCAGGGGGACGAGGAGCAGCAGGGGGACGAGGAGCAGCAGGGGGACGAGGAGCAGCAGGGGGACGAGGAGCAGCAGGGGGACGAGGAGCAGCAGGGGGACGAGGAGCAGCAGGGGGACGAGGAGCAGCAGGGGGACGAGGAGCAGCAGGGGGACGAGGAGCAGCAGGGGGACGAGGAGCAGCAGGGGGACGAGGAGCAGCAGGGGGACGAGGAGCAGCAGGGGGACGAGGAGCAGCAGGGGGACGAGGAGCAGCAGGGGGACGAGGAGCAGCAGGGGGACGAGGAGCAGCAGGGGACGAGGAGCAGCAGGGGGACGAGGAGCAGCAGGGGGACGAGGAGCAGCAGGGGGACGAGGAGCAGCAGGGGACGAGGAGCAGCAGGGGGACGAGGAGCAGCAGGGGGACGAGGAGCAGCAGGGGGACGAGGAGCAGCAGGGGGACGAGGAGCAGCAGGGGGACGAGGAGCAGCAGGGGGACGAGGAGCAGCAGGGGGACGAGGAGCAGCAGGGGGACGAGGAGCAGCAGGGGGACGAGGAGCAGCAGGGGGACGAGGAGCAGCAGGGGGACGAGGAGCAGCAGGGGGACGAGGAGCAGCAGGGGGACGAGGAGCAGCAGGGGGACGAGGAGCAGCAGGGGGACGAGGAGCAGCAGGGGACGAGGAGCAGCAGGGGGACGAGGAGCAGCAGGGGGACGAGGAGCAGCAGGGGGACGAGGAGCAGCAGGGGGACGAGGAGCAGCAGGGGACGAGGAGCAGCAGGGGGACGAGGAGCAGCAGGGCAGGGGACGAGGAGCAGCAGGGGGACGAGGAGCAGCAGGGGGACGAGGAGCAGCAGGGGGACGAGGAGCAGCAGGGGGACGAGGAGCAGCAGGGGGACGAGGAGCAGCAGGGGACGAGGAGCAGCAGGGGGACGAGGAGCAGCAGGGGGACGAGGAGCAGCAGGGGGACGAGGAGCAGCAGGGGGACGAGGAGCAGCAGGGGGACGAGGAGCAGCAGGGGGACGAGGAGCAGCAGGGGGACGAGGAGCAGCAGGGGGACGAGGAGCAGCAGGGGGACGAGGAGCAGCAGGGGGACGAGGAGCAGCAGGGGGACGAGGAGCAGCAGGGGGACGAGGAGCAGCAGGGGACGAGGAGCAGCAGGGGGACGAGGAGCAGCAGGGGGACGAGGAGCAGCAGGGGGACGAGGAGCAGCAGGGGGACGAGGAGCAGCAGGGGGACGAGGAGCAGCAGGGGGACGAGGAGCAGCAGGGGGAACGAGGAGCAGCAGGGGACGAGGAGCAGCAGGGGGACGAGGAGCAGCAGGGGGACGAGGAGCAGCAGGGGGACGAGGAGCAGCAGGGGGACGAGGAGCAGCAGGGGGACGAGGAGCAGCAGGGGGACGAGGAGCAGCAGGGGGACGAGGAGCAGCAGGGGGACGAGGAGCAGCAGGGGGACGAGGAGCAGCAGGGGGACGAGGAGCAGCAGGGGGACGAGGAGCAGCAGGGGGACGAGGAGCAGCAGGGGGACGAGGAGCAGCAGGGGGACGAGGAGCAGCAGGGGGACGAGGAGCAGCAGGGGGACGAGGAGCAGCAGGGGGACGAGGAGCAGCAGGGGGACGAGGAGCAGCAGGGGGACGAGGAGCAGCAGGGGACGAGGAGCAGCAGGGGGACGAGGAGCAGCAGGGGGACGAGGAGCAGCAGGGGACGAGGAGCAGCAGGGGGACGAGGAGCAGCAGGGGGACGAGGAGCAGCAGGGGACGAGGAGCAGCAGGGGGACGAGGAGCAGCAGGGGGACGAGGAGCAGCAGGGGGACGAGGAGCAGCAGGGGGACGAGGAGCAGCAGGGGGACGAGGAGCAGCAGGGGGACGAGGAGCAGCAGGGGGACGAGGAGCAGCAGGGGACGAGGAGCAGCAGGGGGACGAGGAGCAGCAGGGGGACGAGGAAGCAGCAGGGGACGGGAGCAGCAGGGGGAGCAGCAGGGGGACGAGAGCAGCAGGGGGACGAGGAGCAGCAGGGGGACGAGGAGCAGCAGGGGGACGAGGAGCAGCAGGGGGACGAGGAGCAGCAGGGCGGCGAGGAGCAGCAGGGGACGAGGAGCAGCAGGGGGACGAGGAGCAGCAGGGGACGAGGAGCAGCAGGGGGACGAGGAGCAGCAGGGGGACGAGGAGCAGCAGGGGGACGAGGAGCAGCAGGGGGACGGGAGCAGCAGGGGGACGAGGAGAAGCAGGGGGACGAGGAGCAGCAGGGGGACGAGGAGCAGCAGGGGACGAGGAGCAGCAGGGGGACGAGGAGCAGCAGGGGGACGAGGAGCAGCAGGGGACGAGGAGCAGCAGGGGGACGAGGAGCAGCAGGGGGACGAGGAGCAGCAGGGGGACGAGGAGCAGCAGGGGGACGAGGAGCAGCAGGGGGACGAGGAGCAGCAGGGGGACGAGGAGCAGCAGGGGACGAGGAGCAGCAGGGGGACGAGGAGCAGCAGGGGGACGAAGAGGAGCAGCAGGGGACGAGGAGCAGCAGGGGGACGAGGAGCAGCAGGGGGACGAGGAGCAGCAGGGGGACGAGGAGCAGCAGGGGGACGAGGAGCAGCAGGGGGACGAGGAGCAGCAGGGGGACGAGGAGCAGCAGGGGGACGAGGAGCAGCAGGGGGACGAGGAGCAGCAGGGGGACGAGGAGCAGCAGGGGACGAGGAGCAGGCAGGGGGACGAGGAGCAGCAGGGGGACGAGGAGCAGCAGGGGGACGAGGAGCAGCAGGGGGACGAGGAGCAGCAGGGGGACGAGGAGCAGCAGGGGGACGAGGAGCAGCAGGGGGACGAGGAGCAGCAGGGGGACGAGGAGCAGCAGGGGGACGAGGAGCAGCAGGGGGACGAGGAGCAGCAGGGGGACGAGGAGCAGCAGGGGGACGAGGAGCAGCAGGGGGACGAGGAGCAGCAGGGGGACGAGGAGCAGCAGGGGGGACGAGGAGCAGCAGGGGGACGAGGAGCAGCAGGGGGACGAGGAGCAGCAGGGGGACGAGGAGCAGCAGGGGGACGAGGAGCAGCAGGGGGACGAGGAGCAGCAGGGGGACGAGGAGCAGCAGGGGGACGAGGAGCAGCAGGGGGACGAGGAGCAGCAGGGGGACGAGGAGCAGCAGGGGGACGAGGAGCAGCAGGGGGACGAGGAGCAGCAGGGGGACGAGGAGCAGCAGGGGGACGAGGAGCAGCAGGGGGACGAGGAGCAGCAGGGGGGACGAGGAGCAGCAGGGGGACGAGGAGCAGCAGGGGGACGAGGAGCAGCAGGGGGACGAGGAGCAGCAGGGGGACGAGGAGCAGCAGGGGGACGAGGAGCAGCAGGGGACGAGGAGCAGCAGGGGGACGAGGAGCAGCAGGGGGACGAGGAGCAGCAGGGGGACGAGGAGCAGCAGGGGGACGAGGAGCAGCAGGGGGACGAGGAGCAGCAGGGGGACGAGGAGCAGCAGGGGGACGAGGAGCAGCAGGGGGACGAGGAGCAGCAGGGGGACGAGGAGCAGCAGGGGGACGAGGAGCAGCAGGGGGACGAGGAGCAGCAGGGGGACGAGGAGCAGCAGGGGGACGAGGAGAGCAGCAGGGGGACGAGGAGCAGCAGGGGGACGAGGAGCAGCAGGGGGACGAGGAGCAGCAGGGGGGGACGAGGAGCAGCAGGGGGCCGAGGAGCAGCAGGCGGGACGAGUGAGCAGCAGGGGGACGAGGAGCAGCAGGGGGACGAGGAGCAGCAGGGGGACGAGGAGCAGCAGGGGACGAGGAGCAGCAGGGGGACGAGGAGCAGCAGGGGGACGAGGAGCAGCAGGGGACGAGGAGCAGCAGGGGGACGAGGAGCAGCAGGGGGAGAGGAGCAGCAGGGGGACGAGGAGCAGCAGGGGGACGAGGAGCAGCAGGGGACGAGGAGCAGCAGGGGGACGAGGAGCAGCAGGGGGACGAGGAGCAGCAGGGGGACGAGGAGCAGCAGGGGGACGAGGAGCAGCAGGGGGACGAGGAGCAGCAGGGGGGACGAGGAGCAGCAGGGGGACGAGGAGCAGCAGGGGGACGAGGAGCAGCAGGGGGACGAGGAGCAGCAGGGGGACGAGGAGCAGCAGGGGGACGAGGAGCAGCAGGGGGACGAGGAGCAGCAGGGGGACGAGGAGCAGCAGGGGGACGAGGAGCAGCAGGGGGACGAGGAGCAGCAGGGGGACGAGGAGCAGCAGGGGGACGAGGAGCAGCAGGGGGACGAGGAGCAGCAGGGGGACGAGGAGCAGCAGGGGGACGAGGAGCAGCAGGGGGACGAGGAGCAGCAGGGGGACGAGGAGCAGCAGGGGGACGAGGAGCAGCAGGGGGACGAGGAGCAGCAGGGGGACGAGGAGCAGCAGGGGGACGAGGAGCAGCAGGGGGACGAGGAGCAGCAGGGGGACGAGGAGCAGCAGGGGGACGAGGAGCAGCAGGGGGACGAGGAGCAGCAGGGGGACGAGGAGCAGCAGGGGGACGAGGAGCAGCAGGGGGACGAGGAGCAGCAGGGGGACGAGGAGCAGCAGGGGGACGAGGAGCAGCAGGGGGACGAGGAGCAGCAGGGGGACGAGGAGCAGCAGGGGGACGAGGAGCAGCAGGGGGACGAGGAGCAGCAGGGGGACGAGGAGCAGCAGGGGGACGAGGAGCAGCAGGGGGACGAGGAGCAGCAGGGGGACGAGGAGCAGCAGGGGGACGAGGAGCAGCAGGGGGACGAGGAGCAGCAGGGGGACGAGGAGCAGCAGGGGGACGAGGAGCAGCAGGGGGACGAGGAGCAGCAGGGGGACGAGGAGCAGCAGGGGGACGAGGAGCAGCAGGGGGACGAGGAGCAGCAGGGGGACGAGGAGCAGCAGGGGGACGAGGAGCAGCAGGGGGACGAGGAGCAGCAGGGGGACGAGGAGCAGCAGGGGGACGAGGAGCAGCAGGGGACGAGGAGCAGCAGGGGGACGAGGAGCAGCAGGGGGACGAGGAGCAGCAGGGGGACGAGGAGCAGCAGGGGGACGAGGAGCAGCAGGGGGACGAGGAGCAGCAGGGGGACGAGGAGCAGCAGGGGGACGAGGAGCAGCAGGGGGACGAGGAGCAGCAGGGGGACGAGGAGCAGCAGGGGGACGAGGAGCAGCAGGGGGACGAGGAGCAGCAGGGGGACGAGGAGCAGCAGGGGGACGAGGAGCAGCAGGGGGACGAGGAGCAGCAGGGGGACGAGGAGCAGCAGGGGGACGAGGAGCAGCAGGGGGACGAGGAGCAGCAGGGGACGAGGAGCAGCAGGGGGACGAGGAGCAGCAGGGGGACGAGGAGCAGCAGGGGGACGAGGGAAGCCAGCAGGGGGACGAGGAGCAGCAGGGGACGAGGAGCAGCAGGGGACGAGGAGCAGCAGGGGGACGAGGAGCAGCAGGGGGACGAGGAGCAGCAGGGGGACGAGGAGCAGCAGGGGGACGAGGAGCAGCAGGGGGACGAGGAGCAGCAGGGGGACGAGGAGCAGCAGGGGGACGAGGAGCAGCAGGGGGGACGAGGAGCAGCAGGGGGACGAGGAGCAGCAGGGGGACGAGGAGCAGCAGGGGGACGAGGAGCAGCAGGGGGACGAGGAGCAGCAGGGGGACGAGGAGCAGCAGGGGGACGAGGAGCAGCAGGGGGACGAGGAGCAGCAGGGGGGACGAGGAGCAGCAGGGGGACGAGGAGCAGCAGGGGGACGAGGAGCAGCAGGGGGACGAGGAGCAGCAGGGGGACGAGGAGCAGCAGGGGGACGAGGAGCAGCAGGGGGACGAGGAGCAGCAGGGGGACGAGGAGCAGCAGGGGGACGAGGAGCAGCAGGGGGACGAGGAGCAGCAGGGGGACGAGGAGCAGCAGGGGGACGAGGAGCAGCAGGGGGACGAGGAGCAGCAGGGGGACGAGGAGCAGCAGGGGGACGAGGAGCAGCAGGGGGACGAGGAGCAGCAGGGGGACGAGGAGCAGCAGGGGGACGAGGAGCAGCAGGGGGACGAGGAGCAGCAGGGGGACGAGGAGCAGCAGGGGGACGAGGAGCAGCAGGGGACGAGGAGCAGCAGGGGGACGAGGAGCAGCAGGGGGACGAGGAGCAGCAGGGGGACGAGGAGCAGCAGGGGGACGAGGAGCAGCAGGGGGACGAGGAGCAGCAGGGGGACGAGGAGCAGCAGGGGGACGAGGAGCAGCAGGGGGACGAGGAGCAGCAGGGGAGAGGAGCACAGGGGGACGAGGAGCAGCAGGGGACGAGGAGCAGCAGGGGACGAGGAGCAGCAGGGGGACGAGGAGCAGCAGGGGGACGAGGAGCAGCAGGGGGACGAGGAGCAGCAGGGGGGACGAGGGCAGCAGGGGGACGAGGAGCAGCAGGGGGACGAGGAGCAGCAGGGGGACGAGGAGCAGCAGGGGGACGAGGAGCAGCAGGGGGACGAGGAGCAGCAGGGGGACGAGGAGCAGCAGGGACGAGGAGCAGCAGGGGGACGAGGAGCAGCAGGGGGACGAGGAGCAGCAGGGGGACGAGGAGCAGCAGGGGGACGAGGAGCAGCAGGGGACGAGGAGCAGCAGGGGGGACGAGGAGCAAGCAGGGGGACGAGGAGCAGCAGGGGGGGGGGACGAGGAGCAGCAGGGGGACGAGGAGCAGCAGGGGGACGAGGAGCAGCAGGGGGACGAGGAGCAGCAGGGGGACGAGAGAGCAGCAGGGGGACGAGGAGCAGCAGGGGGACGAGAGGAGCAGCAGGGGACGAGGAGCAGCAGGGGGACGAGGAGCAGCAGGGGGACGAGGAGCAGCAGGGGGACGAGGAGCAGCAGGGGGACGAGGAGCAGCAGGGGGACGAGGAGCAGCAGGGGGACGAGGAGCAGCAGGGGGACGAGGAGCAGCAGGGGGACGAGGAGCAGCAGGGGGACGAGGAGCAGCAGGGGGACGAGGAGCAGCAGGGGGACGAGGAGCAGCAGGGGACGAGGAGCCGCAGGGGGACGAGGAGCAGCAGGGGGACGAGGAGCAGCAGGGGGACGAGGAGCAGCAGGGGGACGAGGAGCAGCAGGGGACGAGGAGCAGCAGGGGGACGAGGAGCAGCAGGGGGACGAGGAGCAGCAGGGGGACGAGGAGCAGCAGGGGGACGAGGAGCAGCAGGGGGACGAGGAGCAGCAGGGGGACGAGGAGCAGCAGGGGGGACGAGGAGCAGCAGGGGGACGAGGAGCAGCAGGGGGACGAGGAGCAGCAGGGGGACGAGGAGCAGCAGGGGGACGAGGAGCAGCAGGGGGACGAGGAGCAGCAGGGGGACGAGGAGCAGCAGGGGGACGAGGAGCAGCAGGGGGACGAGGAGCAGCAGGGGGACGAGGAGCAGCAGGGGGACGAGGAGCAGCAGGGGGACGAGGAGCAGCAGGGGGACGAGGAGCAGCAGGGGGACGAGGAGCAGCAGGGGGACGAGGAGCAGCAGGGGGACGAGGAGCAGCAGGGGGACGAGGAGCAGCAGGGGGACGAGGAGCAGCAGGGGGACGAGGAGCAGCAGGGGGACGAGGAGCAGCAGGGGGACGAGGAGCAGCAGGGGGACGAGGAGCAGCAGGGGGACGAGGAGCAGCAGGGGGACGAGGAGCAGCAGGGGGACGAGGAGCAGCAGGGGGACGAGGAGCCAGCAGGGGGACGAGGAGCAGCAGGGGGACGAGGAGCAGCAGGGGGACGAGGAGCAGCAGGGGGACGAGGAGCAGCAGGGGGACGAGGAGCAGCAGGGGGACGAGGAGCAGCAGGGGGACGAGGAGCAGCAGGGGGACGAGGAGCAGCAGGGGGACGAGGAGCAGCAGGGGGACGAGGAGCAGCAGGGGGACGAGGAGCAGCAGGGGGACGAGGAGCAGCAGGGGGACGAGGAGCAGCAGGGGGACGAGGAGCAGCAGGGGGACGAGGAGCAGCAGGGGGACGAGGAGCAGCAGGGGGACGAGGAGCAGCAGGGGGACGAGGAGCAGCAGGGGGACGAGGAGCAGCAGGGGGACGAGGAGCAGCAGGGGGACGAGGAGCAGCAGGGGGACGAGGAGCAGCAGGGGGACGAGGAGCAGCAGGGGGACGAGGAGCAGCAGGGGGACGAGGAGCAGCAGGGGGACGAGGAGCAGCAGGGGGACGAGGGAGCAGCAGGGGGACGAGGAGCAGCAGGGGGACGAGGAGCAGCAGGGGACGAGGAGCAGCAGGGGGACGAGGAGCAGCAGGGGGACGAGGAGCAGCAGGGGGACGAGGAGCAGCAGGGGGACGAGGAGCAGCAGGGGGACGAGGAGCAGCAGGGGGACGAGGAGCAGCAGGGGGACGAGGAGCAGCAGGGGGACGAGGAGCAGCAGGGGGACGAGGAGCAGCAGGGGGACGAGGAGCAGCAGGGGGACGAGGAGCAGCAGGGGGACGAGGAGCAGCAGGGGGACGAGGAGCAGCAGGGGGACGAGGAGCAGCAGGGGGACGAGGAGCAGCAGGGGGACGAGGAGCAGCAGGGGGACGAGGAGCAGCAGGGGACGAGGAGCAGCAGGGGGACGAGGAGCAGCAGGGGGACGAGGAGCAGCAGGGGGACGAGGAGCAGCAGGGGGACGAGGAGCAGCAGGGGGACGAGGAGCAGCAGGGGGACGAGGAGCAGCAGGGGGACGAGGAGCAGCAGGGGACGAGGAGCAGCAGGGGGACGAGGAGCAGCAGGGGGGACGAGGAGCAGCAGGGGGACGAGGAGCAGCAGGGGGACGAGGAGCAGCAGGGGGACGAGGAGCAGCAGGGGGACGAGGAGCAGCAGGGGGACGAGGAGCAGCAGGGGGACGAGGAGCAGCAGGGGGACGAGGAGCAGCAGGGGGACGAGGAGCAGCAGGGGGACGAGGAGCAGCAGGGGGACGAGGAGCAGCAGGGGGACGAGGAGCAGCAGGGGGACGAGGAGCAGCAGGGGGACGAGGAGCAGCAGGGGGACGAGGAGCAGCAGGGGGACGAGGAGCAGCAGGGGGACGAGGAGCAGCAGGGGGACGAGGAGCAGCAGGGGGACGAGGAAACGGAGCAGGAGGACGAGCAUGAGUCUGCUCCUGUUGCUGAGGUUGAUAGCAGUGAGGGCGGAGACGAAGAGCAAGAUGAUCAGCAGAAGUCUGCUCCUGUUGCUGCAGGUAGUGGCGGUGACCAAAGCAGUGGCGAAGGGUUUGUGGGGGAAAGUUCUGAAGCGCAAGAUGCUUGGCAGAAUUCUGCCCCUGUUGCUUCUGGCAGUGGUGAUGACCAAAGCAGUAGCGACGACCAAAGCAGUGGCGGUGACCAAAGCAGUGGCGGUGACCAAAGCAGUGGCGGUGACCAAAGCAGUGGUGAAGGGGCUAUUGGGGGGGAUUCGGGAGGUGGUGUGAGUGAUGCUGGCAAAGGCAGCAGUGAGAUUGAGGAUUAUGGAGGAAAGGGCGAUGAGGAGGGAGGUGGCGUGAGCAAUCCUGGCGAAGGCAGCAGCGGGGGUGAGAAUAAUCAGGGAAAGGGGAAUGAGGAGGAGGGGGGUGGAUCAGGUGGUGGAGAGGGAGAGGGGAGCAAUAACGAGGCAGAUCAAGGGCAAGGAAAUUCGGAGGUGGGAGGAGGAGAGGAGAGCUGGAUGGUGGGAUGGGGAGGCAAUAAGGAUGCGGGUUGGAUGGAGGAGUCUGGAGAGACCGAUGUGACGGAUAUUCGUGUCGCUCCGGAAUUCAGAAGCAGCCUCAAAUCGACUGAUGCUAACACACUGACCGGCGUUUCGAAGCUUCUGAAGGAUGAGAAGCAGCUGCCAUAA
Messenger RNA from Closterium sp. Naga37s-1, 20571 nucleotides. The record is from the annotation of a GenBank genome assembly. Lineage: Eukaryota; Viridiplantae; Streptophyta; Zygnematophyceae; Desmidiales; Closteriaceae.